AGGUGGCGGCUACAUUUGGCGACCUAUGUUUGGUGACCAUUGUCUAGCGAUCUGUGUCCUGACGAGGAUUGCUGGCAACAGGCAACUUGACUCUUAGAUUGACUUGGCGUGAGUGGGCAGUUUCUCUUUGCAAGACUACCUAUGAGUGGGGAGGAUAUCUCGGGCAACAUGGAGGGCGCCGUGUCAUUGCCACCUGACAAUCGCAAGUGCUACAAGUGCGGCGAAGGUGGCCAUUUCAUCAGGGAUUGUGCCGAGUACUGGAAAGCCAAAGUGCUUGGCCGAACUUUUGUUCCAUCUGUGCAGGCGACAGCACCAGGCCGAACAGGGAGACCAGCGAUGACGGGGAAUAUGGAUUCACUCUCACGGAGGAGCAGAUCAGCUGAAAGCGGAGGCGAUCGGAGUAGCACUAUCCAUGAUACCAAUGCACUGAUGAGGGAAUAUCUGUUACAAAUGGCGGAAGAAAGAAAACUUCGGAUUGAAAGAGAAGCGGAAGAAGAACGCAGACGUCUCGAGGAAGGAGCCAAGAGAAAUCGGGAAAACCGGAGGAUACUACGACAAGAGGAACGAAUACGAUUGGAGGAAGAACGUGAUGCUAGACUUCUUUGUAUUGUGCACAGUGAAAUGCGCAAAGAUAGGGAGGAGGAGCGGGAAAGGUACGAGAAGAAAGGGAAGGGGGCGAUAAGAAGCAGUACGUCCUCCGAGGCUGUGCACGACGAGAAAGAACGGCUGCGACGGCUGAUAGCUUCGCGCACCAUCGGAACUGCCGACGAAGCGGAGGACGAAGAGCUUCUAACGUUGCGAAUGUUGGCGAUCAAGUUGGGGCAGGCGGAGAAAAGGAAACGGGGACCGGAAGUGCCAGUGGGGAACAGCCCGCCCAUGGUAACGCCGGAGAAGAAGCCGGCGACGAAACUGUCGGAAGAAUUACGAGCUCGAAUUGAGCAACUCCGGGGGGAGAAAAGCGGCGAUGUCGGGACAACGAGCACACCGACUAAGAUAGAUUUAUCUUUAAAGCACAUCGCGGCAUCCUGUGGACCAGGAGGGAAGGAGAGAUAUGAGCAAGAGUGUCUGGACUUCUACGAUGCUCUGACCAUCGAACAACUGAAGGAAGCAUGCAGAAGGGAGAAGGUUGCGUAUGGGAAUAAGGAACUAGCGAUCAAGAGACCUAUCACUCGUCGGAUCGCUGUGGCAUACGAUCCCUCCGUGAUCCCUCUGCAGGGCACACCGCGUAUGAAUACCAGGGGUACCAAAGAAGUGGCAAUCAAAGGGGAUCAAGAGGAGGUUAAGGCCGAUCCUUCUCUCUCCGAGACAUCAUUUUCGGAUGAGGAAUCGGAGUGAGAAGUCGGUUAUUGCGACGACUACUUGGCUCUGGCUAAGCGUUUGAGCGAGCGAAGACGGGUAAGCGGUGGAAAGUGUAAGAACGAUGAGAAAUUGUUUCGGGCUUCAACGGUAGCUUUAGUGUUGACGAGGAAAAUCAGAUGGGGUGACAAGUUCGUAAGGUACUGGCAGGAUGAGGUCGAUAAAGGGAAUUUCGAACU
Messenger RNA from Chara braunii, 1535 nucleotides. The record is from the annotation of a GenBank genome assembly. NCBI's taxonomy places the organism in Eukaryota, Viridiplantae, Streptophyta, Charophyceae, Charales, Characeae.